AUGGGGUUGUGGAAACACGCUCUUGGGGUUUGCGUGGUUGAAAUCCCCAGCCAGGAUGACGAAGGCAUCUGGAUUGGUGUUUUUGGAUUUGCCGGAUUAGGACUCGAUCCGGAUCCGAACCAGUGGAGGUUCGGUGGCGAGCCGGGAAAGAAGAGCAACUUGGAGGGAACGGUGCACGGUGUGGCCAGCCGUGGAAGUGGUGAAGCUGAAGGCGUCACUCUGCUGCUGACACUGACUGACAGUCCACAUCCAGACAACAUGAAGGCUUCAUCUGUGUCUCUGCUGCUCGGUGUGUCUGUGCUGCUGCUGUCUGCACUGACUGUUUCUGCAGUCUCUCUGGAGGUCAGUCCCAACCGUCCUCAGUUCUUUAGAGAAGAGUCAGUCUGUCUGAAAUGUGUUGGAGAUGGACAGACAGCUGAUGGAUGGAUGGUGAAGAGGACAGCAGGAGGACACAAUGAGGACUUUGGGAGAUUUGAUGGUUCCUGUUACAACAUCUCAAAGCUCUCCCAGUCAGACACUGGAGUUUACUGGUGUGGAACCAGUUCUGGACAGAAGAGCAACCAGAUCAACAUCACUGUAACUGAUGAUAGAGGGGUUAUUCUGGAGCUUCCUGCACUUCCUGUGAUGACAGGAAGUGAUGUCACUCUGCGCUGUAGAACCAGAGGUGUCUCCACAUUCGAAGCCUUUUUCUUCAAGAAUGGAGUCCACAUUGGAUCUGGACCUGAAGGACAGUUUACCAUCAGUAAGGUCCAACAGUCUGAUGAAGGUCUCUACUGGUGUUUUAUUGAACGGACUGUUGAGUCUUCUCGGAGCUGGCUGAGGGUCAGAGGUCCUCCUGCUUUAACUACUCUUCCUCCUCCUCCUCCUGUAACCUCCUCUCCUCCUCCUCCUCCUCCUCCUCCUCCUGCAGACUCCUCCCCUCCCUCCUCUGUCCUUCUCCCAGUUGGAGCAGCUGUAGGUUCUCUGGUUCUGGUUCUGGUUCUGGUUGGAGUUGUGUGGCUCUGCAGGAAUCAAUCAGCCAGAUCUUCCGCUGAUCCCGAUACUGUCCGAUCUGCUCAGAGGAAAUGCAUUGCAGGUCUGACUGUGCUGACUGCUGCAGGUGUGGCUGUGUUGCUGUAUGGACUGAUUGUUUCUGCAGACUCCUCUCUGCCUGGGCUCAGACUCUUCUGCCAUCUAGUGGCCAUCUGUCCGUACUGCGUCUGUACUGCUCUGAUGGCGUCCAUCUGCUGCAGCAGGAAGACAGGAAACAAAGAGGUCGUCUCCAUGGAGAUGACCCAGCGUGUCGGAGGAAGUGACGGGUUGGAUGAAGAUUAUGAUGACAUCACUGCUGAUGUCAACACUGAGUAUGUGUUCUGAGCUGUGAGCGCAGUGACAGCCGCUGUCUGCAACAGGAUCAAUAACAUGAUGGAUCUGAAGUCAGCUCACGGAUCAGUCUGAUCACUGAUCAUCUUCCUCUUUUUUAUUCUUUUUCCUUAUUUUUCAGUGGUCACAAACAUUUAUAUGAUACAACCUGCAAAGCUUUAUUCAAACAGUGUGUUAACAGAGUUUAUGAACAAUGCUGAAGUUUUAGAAUUGAUAAGUUGUAGCAGGACGCCUGUUAUACGUGUUAUUAUGUGAAGCACUGUGUCUGUAAAUGAAUGGCUAAUGGCUAACUGUUUGGUUUGGACGAUCUAGCUUGCUGUAGCUCAUCAGUAACUGAUUACUGGCUCCUGAAAGAGGCAGCUGAGGUUUAUUCUGUAUCUGAUUGAUGAGUCUGUAAGGUUAAAGUUUGUGUUUAAAUGAGGGCAGUUUGAUCGGCCACUUGGUGGUUCUGGUCUUCCUUCUCGCCGCCUCAAAGUCUUCCAGCACAGCAGGACUUCAGACUGUUGGACUCUAUUUAAAUGAUGUAUGUGUUUUUAUAAUAAUGAGUGUUUGUAAUUGAUAUUUUGACAUUAAAUUGAAUCUGAACA
This is a messenger RNA of Dicentrarchus labrax (European seabass), 1949 nucleotides long. RefSeq lists its product as uncharacterized. Bases 1 to 1356 code for a protein of 451 amino acids. The record is from RefSeq and is a predicted model, not a curated record. Gene Ontology annotation, biological process: cell surface receptor signaling pathway. NCBI's taxonomy places the organism in Eukaryota, Metazoa, Chordata, Actinopteri, Moronidae. Gene Ontology annotation, molecular function: transmembrane signaling receptor activity. The transcript has 11 exons.